Molecule: messenger RNA, 6982 nt
Organism: Mya arenaria
Lineage: Eukaryota; Metazoa; Mollusca; Bivalvia; Myida; Myidae
Exons: 56
Coding region: 95-6628 (2177 amino acids)
Molecular function (GO): protein binding
Source: RefSeq, a predicted model, not a curated record
CUUGUAAACAAUAUGGUGGACGAUUAACUAUUUGUGAAGAAAAGUUUGUUAUUUUGAUCGUUUUUUUGAAAACUAGACUCAAUAAUUAACGAGAAUGGGGAGUAGGGAUCUGCAGUCCUCACUCAGAGAUGAGAGGCGGACAUUUCGCUAUGGCACAAACAGAAUGAUGGAUAUUGCCCUCCAGCAUGAAUUGGAUGAUGUGGCAAAGAAAUCAUUGGAUGAAAUUGUUGUUAAGAAGGAGUUGGAGCUUCAAAAGCCUCUUGAAAAUGAGGAGUAUACUUCCAGGAGAUUGAGACCAGCAUUUGCUCCUCAGAGAAAAACAAAAAAAAACAAAUCAGAGCCAGUAUUUCAUGAUGACCUUUUAAAGAUGAAACCAAAGGUCCCCCAGUUCCAGCUGAUCCCAAACAUUCCCCCUUACAACCCCCUAGACAGGUUUGGACAGCCCAAGGACAUGGAUGACAGGAUACGGACCUACCCUUACACCAGGGAGAACACUAUCACCACUGAAGGUAUGAGGCAAGCCAGGGUGACAUCUUUGGGGGUUCUGCCUAACAGAAAAAGCAUUGAGUCAUUUUGUUUCAAUGUUGACAGCCAUGGACACGGUGAUGUAAGUGACCUGAAAGUUGUCAUGGAGGGACGGCCGGUUGUUGAGGCUCGAGACUCACUUCUGGAAAUAGAGGAGGCCAACAUGGUACGUACAGAGACCCCAGGCACCCCAGACGAGCUUGAUAUAGCCCUGGAGCCUGAUUACGAGGAUGAGGUGCCAAAGAAGAAGCCUGCCAUCCUGGGCUCCGAGGGCACCACCACCCGGGUGUCCCUGGCAGUUCGCCCACCCAAACAGGCCCCACGAUCAACACUGAAGAGGAGGCAUAGAGUGAAGAGCUCCAGGAGUAUAGCUGAUUCGCUGAAGAGUGAGGAAAUCGUCCUCCCCGAUGAGAAGGUGUAUGAGAAAUAUGCUGAUGCAAUUGCUGAAAUGGACAAGGACUUAGAAAACGUGCAGACAGCAGUCGGAGAGCAGAGUCAGGCAGAGCUUAAAAUACCUACAGGGUUGGCAGAUGAUGAGGGCAGGAAAAGUGGAGCUUUGUCAGAGGCCGCAAAGUCUGUGCAGGACAUGUUGGAAGAGGCGAAGAAGAUAGCCUCCCCCGGGGCCGAGCCUGUAUUCAGGACUCGCAAGUCACCGCGAAAGAAGGAGGUGAAGAAGGAAGGCAAAAAGAAAGACAAAGGUCACAAGAAAAAGGACGAUGAAUCAAAGGAUGGCGGCCCCCGUACAGAGAGAACUGUCGAUGAAAUCAUAGCCUCCCUUCGCAGCCAGUCUCGUGCUGGACAGCAGACAGAGGCUGACCGUAAGAUACAAGAAAUCAUGGACAGGGUCAUGUCUCGAUCAAGCGGAGUCAGUGGUGAACCGGGUCAGGAAGAGCGGCCAGGGUUGUUACAGUUUCCUGAGACGACGGAGAGUGUUGGUCAGUUGGCGUUGCCCCUGGGGUCCCUCAGUUCUGGCCCCUCCCCCGUCACCCCCGUGACCCCGUACCUGACCCCAAGUCCCGGGGCAGAGUCCAGCAUGUCAGAGAAGAAGGACAGUGAGAUUCAAGAAACCAUUGAGGAAGAGGAAGAGGAGAAAACCGAUGAGCAAGACAGACAGGAGGCAGAAAAGUACCUUGAGGAAAGAAUGGAGACAGUGCAGCUUCCCCUUGUGCCACCAUCGACAGCCCAGAAGUUACCUUUGGUAGAGCCUUUGGCCCUGGGGGACUCCGAGUCAGAGGGAGAGGAGGUCAUUGACAUUGACAAGGCUUGGGAGGAGUACCGGAUGCCAAAUGUGACCCACGAGGACCUGGUUGGGAUCACAGGCAAGCAGGCUAUGCUAGAGGGCCGCCAUCCACCCCUACCAGGGUUCAAGUCCUUUGAAACGCCUGUACACUCGGACUCCGUCUCCUUUUUGUCGGCGUGGAAACCGGUAGGGGAUAAGCGCGAGAGGGAGGAGGAUGUUGAGGAGGAGAAAAGGCCAUCUAAGAGUGUACACCAUUUCUGUACAGUCACGCGGGAGUACCAGCUGCCAGAUGAGUUCUUGAACGUUGGCAGGAAGUACCACACUCCUAGCCGCUUCCAGUUUGCCAUGCCUGACCAACAGUACAGGUUUGGAAGUGGUGGCCCUGCCCGGCCUGGUGUGAGCCCAGUUGAGGAGGGCAGUGAAGAGAGACGAAUGUCAGCAGUCGCAAGGCGGGUAUUGGAGAAGGUUGCAGAGGAAGAAAGCGGUGCUGACCAAUCACUGGAGACAUGGAAACAACGUGCAGAACAAGUGUUUGAGAGGGACCCAGAAAAGGUGCUAGUGCAUGGAAAGCCGGCCUACAGUCAGUAUAAUGAGUCUCGAUUGUACUGGGCUCCUGCUCCACCCAAACUGGAUGUUGCACCAGCCAAGGUCAAGGACAUUUUGUUCCCAGAAUACCAGAGGCCAACAGCAGGAGUGCAGUCUCAGGAACUUCAAGAGGUGAUGGAGGAAUCAUCAAGCAGUGAGGAAGAGUUGGAGGAGCCAGAAAUCACAGAGGAGGAUCGUGAACAGAUGGAGCAAAUGGAGAGACUGUUGUUACGGAAGCAUGGGUCUCACGAGGACCUGACAACACUUGUGAAGGCAAGCCGUACACGUGACGAGGACAUCAAGGCUGGCCGCUUGUUCCCAUAUGAGGAAAGGAUACUCACUGACUCGGAGCGCGAGAGAGAGGAACUCAAUCUGAAACAAGCUGGUAUGGGAGACAGGGAGUCAAGUUUUGUUCAACCCAAGAGGGAGCUCUCAAUGUCAGACCUCCUGCCUGCAUUUGUGCCUUGGAGGAGGUCAAAAUCAGCCCCUGACCUGGCUGAAGAGGAAGACGACACACUGAUGGUGGCCCAAGACUACAAUUCAGCAAUGGAAGAGAUUGCAAGACAGAAGGCAAACAUUCGAGAGUGGAAGAUGCAGCGGAAACUGGAGCAGCAGCAGGCAGAGCUGGAACAGAAUGCAGAAAACAUGGAGGUGGAGGAGGAGGAGACCAUUGAUCAGCUACAGAGAGUUGAUCCCCAUGAGUAUCAGCCAGAUAUCUUGAAAGUACAUCAACCUAAAGAUGAGCCUACCCCAGCAGAACUGGCUCUUGCGGCAGGUAGAGCCUAUGUCAUUCUGCCAAAGAAGAAGAAAAAGAAGACAAAGUCAAGCGUCAGCAUGGCUCGGCUAGACGACAUCGAGACCUUCCUGAAGAAAAGGCCACGCAAGUUGAAGAGGGCAGAGUCCAUGAUCCGUAUACCUAAGCCCAUAGAGAAGGAGCUUAGAGUUCCAGCACGUAUACGUGAAGGGUCAAGACGGAGCAUGCCCGACAUCUUCAACUUCAAUGAAUAUGCAAGAAGGAAAGGGAAAAGGAAAAAUGCAGACCUUCGUGAGUGGACGAGGGACAUCUGGAACAACUGGUUUGAUGAGGUGUACCCGCCAACGCCAGAGGAUUCCGAUUACGAGGAGGAGGAGGAGCUAACGGAGGAGCAGAUUGCAGAGCGGGAGGAGGCUGAGAAAAUGAAGAAAAGGAAGGAUUCCCUGUCCAGCGCUGUUCCAGAGGGCAUGGAGUAUAUUGAGCCUAUCACUGAGACUGAUGAGACUCUAGAAGUCCACCAGAUCCUGAUGGAGGAGAUAGAGAAGUUGACAGGAGAGAUGGACAAGGUGUCCAAACCAUCUGCCUUCGACUACAGCCGCAGGGGAGCUCUCUAUAGGAAGAUUGGGUAUUUGAAAGCAGCUGAAACUGAUUUAUCCAAGGCCAUCCAGCUUGAGCCACUGUUACUGGACGCAUACUGGCACAGGCACCUGCUGUUGGUUCUCCAAGAUCGCAAGAAAGAGGCUCUUGAAGAUCUUACCUUUAUUCUUAAACACACAAAGAAUCACUCAGGAGCUUACAGAUCCAUGGCUGAGAUCUAUCAGAAGCAGGAUGACAUCACCAUGGCGAUUGUAAACUACACACAGGCUAUCAAGCUGAACCCGCGGGAUCAUGAGGCAUUUUUUGCCCGUGCAGAAUGUUACGAAAAGCGUGGGGACAUGCUCCUGGCCCUAGAGGACUAUUCUGCCUGUACAAAGAUCGCACCUCACAGGAUUGAUGCUAUUCUUAAACAUGGAAUGUACUACUUUGAAAACAAGAGCUGGAACAAUGCCAUCAAUGACUUCACAGACCUUCUCCGUGUAGAUCCACUGAAUGCUUCUGCACGGGUGUUACGGGGCCGAUCUUACGCAGCCAUGGGGCAGUGGAGCCCCGCUGUGGAAGACCUCUCAGCAGCCAUCCACCUUGAUCCAGGUCACUGGCAGGCUUUCUACCACAGGGCAUGCAUCCUCCGAAAAGCACAUCCGAAGCGAGCCCUACAUGACUACAGUGUGUCACUGCUGAUCAAAGACUCAGAGGAGAACAUCAGCUCCUAUCUUCACCGAGGUAUCCUCUACAACGCCAUGGGCAGACCAGAUGAUGCAAUCCCGGACUUUGAGAGUGUAUUGAAGCUGAACAAGGAUAGCGCCUGUGCGCACGUGAACCUUGGGCUCAUCAUGAUGAAUCACCAUGACAACUACCACAGGGCGAUCAAGCGGUUCAGUUCAGCCAUCAAGGUAGACCCUACCUAUGUUAGGGCGUAUGUGUGCCGGGGUGAGGCCUAUCAUAAAAUACAUGAGUUGAAGCUCGCUCUCCGUGACUUCACACGAGCGAUACAUCUAAGGCCAGAUGUCAAUCAUUACUACAUGUACAGGGGCCAACUUCUGCUGGAGUUGGGUCAGCUUGACCUAGCAGCCUUCUGUGUGAAACAUGCGUCAGAGAUCAGUAAUGAUGUGUCUAUGGGCCAGCGACCAACACAGCAGGCGGUGGUUCACUCCUUCCUGAAGAACUAUGACAAGGCUAUAGAUGCCCUUAUGCUGUCCACCCGUUCUAACCCGAAGCCUUCCAUGUACAUGCUGCUGGGGAAAACCCAGAUGAAAGCCAAAAAGUUCAAGGUGGCUGUGGACAGCUUCAACCUGGCUCUCAGCCUUUAUUUUAAAAAGCAAAAAGAAAAGCCGUGGAGAGCCCGAGACCCCUGGCCUAUAGAGGCGGCUGAUACCCACUACCUGAUUGGUCAAUGUCACAUGGAAUUGGCCAACUACCCACAGGCCCUUGACUCCUUCACUGAUGCCAUUAAGCUCAACACCAACAUGGCUGAGGCCCUGUACCAACGUGGCAUGGCCCGCAUGAAGUUGAAGAUGUCGAAGGGUAUCCAGGACUUCAACCGCGCCUUGGCCAUCAACCCAACUAUCUUCCAGGCAUACUUAUCCCGGGCCUGCUACUAUGGGGCACGCGGUAACUACACCAAGGCCAUUCUCAACUGUAAUGAGGCCAUCAAGCUCCAACCUAAGAGUGUCAGAGCUUUUCUGUAUAGGGGUGCCCUGAAGUACCACAUCAAGGCAUAUGACCUUGCCAUCCGUGACCUCUCCAAGGCGGCUAGUAUUGAAAGUACCUGCGCACUUGCAUACUUCAACAGGGCUGUCUGCUACCAGGAAAACAGGGAUUACCAGAAGGCAUUGACAGAUUAUGGCAUAGUUCUACUCCUUGGCGAUUCAUUGAAGCUAAAGGUGCUAAUCAACCGCGGUCUGCUGUACUUUGAGAAGAAAGACUACCAGAAUGCUCUGUACGACUUCAAGCUCUCCGCCAACAUCAGCACUCAUGACCACAAGAUUCUCCACACACUCGGACUCUGCUACCACAAACUGGGCCAGCUGGAGGAGGCAGUGCGAACAUUCACCCUGUGUAUCAGAAAUCAGCCCUUCUUCCUGGAUGGGACCAUCGCUCGCGGCAACGUCUACAUGGACUAUGGGCAUGAGAUGGGACUCAAAUAUGCUAUGCGUGACUAUGAGCGUGUGUUACGGAAUGACCCUAUGAACCUGCCAGCCCGUGUGAACCUCGCCUACACGCUCCAAGUGUCUGGCCACUUUAUGCAGGCAUGGAGACAGUUCACUACUGCUCUAGACCUCAAACCUAAUUACAAGCCAGCAUUGGAGGGUCGGUCGAUCAUCAACCUGCAGAUGAGUGACACGUUUGCAGCAUUCCAGGAUAUAAAUGUCGCUGUCAAGGUUAACCCGACUGCGGAGCUGCUCACUAAUAGGGGCGUCAUACACCAGUUCAUGGAUGACCGUGUGAACGCUAUGCGAGACUACCAUGCUGCCAUGGAGCUGGACCCAACAUACGCUCUCGCCUACUUCAACGCUGGCAAUGUAUCCUUCCACACCAGACACUUUUCCGAGGCCCUUGACUACUAUAAGAAAGCUGUGACCCACAACCCUAAAGAUGAAUCAGCUUUCUUGAACAGAGCCAUUACUAAGGUGAUGUUGAAGGAUUCAAAGGGAGCCCUGGAGGAUUUCCGGGCGGCAAUCAAGCUGAGCCCGUUCUCCGCCCACAUGUACCUGAACCGAGGAAACCUGUACGCCUCCACACAGCAGUACGAACUCGCAGAGAAGGACUACACUAAAGCGCUGGAUCUUCAGCCAGAUGAUCCAAUGGUGCUGAAGAGACGGGCGGACGUCCGCGGAAAACUCAGCAAGAAGGAAGAGGCGAUAAGCGACUACCGGCAAGCCAUCGAGCUUCAGGGACGCAUACAAUACCUGAAAACUGGCAAAUGAUGUGGCUGAAAGUUAGUGACCUGCAGAGGAUAAUGAAGAUGUUCAUCAUAAUGUCAUGCAUUUGGUUGAAGUGUUUUUGUGAUAUGGCAUCUAAAACUUUGCUAAUAUACAUGUAGUUUGUGUUUGGCCUCUGCAAUGACUUUUUAUAUGUGACCAGUAUCUUAUUGUUGAACAUGUAUUUUUUCAUUUGUGUUAUAAAAUGUGCUUGAAAGUUUGUUUGUUAUGCAGUUGUGAUACAUGUACUUUAGUGCAAGUCAUGUGAUCUAAGUAUUGUGAUAUUUAUGGUAUUUAUUAUGUGACUGUGUGAAAGUUUUAGUUUAUGUUGAAGUUUGUCAAUAAAUAAAGUUGAAAGUA